This is a messenger RNA of Poeciliopsis prolifica (blackstripe livebearer), 1189 nucleotides long. Its product is annotated as peroxiredoxin-like. The coding region runs from base 541 to 921 and encodes 126 amino acids. The record is from RefSeq and is a predicted model, not a curated record. Lineage: Eukaryota; Metazoa; Chordata; Actinopteri; Cyprinodontiformes; Poeciliidae. The transcript has a single exon.
UUCCUCUGGCCUUCAGCAAGUAGAUCACCAUAGAUCUCGUAGAUCUCCGUAGAUCUCUCUCCAUAGAUCUCUCUCCAUAGAUCCUGUAGAUCACCAUAGAUCUCUCUCCAUAGAUCUCUCUCCAUAGAUCAUGUAGAUCACCAUAGAUCUCUCUCCAUAGAUCUCUCUCCAUAGAUCUCUGUAGAUCUCCAUAGAUCUCUCUCCAUAGAUCUCUCUCCAUAGAUCAUGUAGAUCACCAUAGAUCUCUCUCCAUAGAUCCUGUAGAUCACCAUAGGUCUCUCUCCAUAGAUCUCUCUCCAUAGAUCUCUGUAGAUCUCCAUAGAUCUCUCUCCAUAGAUCUCUCUCCAUAGAUCAUGUAGAUCACCAUAGAUCUCUCUCCAUAGAUCCUGUAGAUCACCAUAGGUCUCUCUCCAUAGAUCUCUCUCCAUACCCAGGUUUUCCACGGUUAUUCCCCACCAUGUCUCCUGGAAUCACUCAGGUUGGGAAAAACCUGCUCCAGAGUUCAAGGCCACAGCUGCGGUCGAUGGCCAGUUCAAGGACAUGAAGCUGUGUGACGACAGAGGGAAGCACGUGGUCGUCUUCUUCUACCCCUUGAACUUUACCUUCGUGAGCCCGGCUGAGGUCAUUGGGUCAGUGACAGAGCAGAAGGAGGAUGAAGGCUUUGUGUGCAGGGGUUUGUUUGUGGGAACCUGGAGGCAGAUCACCAUCAACGACUGGUCUGAGGGUCACUCUGUGGAUGAUCCCUGCAUCUGGGGCAAACCUUCUAGCACCCAGACAGACAGGUUUGUCCUGCUGGCAGGAGGCCUGGGAGUCACACCAUCAACCCCACAUGGAGAAGAGCAAAGCAGUAAAUCUCCAGCUCUUCUGUCCAGAUUGUUCCUGAGAACAGCACUUGUCUUUGGAUUGGAGGUUUCCCUGUGAAAUACUCCAGAUCUUUAGAACCAACUUAUCCACUUCCUGUACCAGGAUAACCUCUUAGACUCACGCACUGAAACUAGACUUUAGUUCUGAUCCUCUUUUGUUUCUCUAUAUAGUGAUAUUUUCCUUGCUGUCAUUUGCUGCCAUCUCUAUUAAAACUGUGAGAAAAAAAGAAAUUAAGAUUCUUUAUGAGAAACUGUGAGAAUGUUUCCACCAGCAGUACCAGAAUCAGCCAGCAGGGGGCCCACCAUGACUUUCUCUGGCUGUUUGU